AUGUACCGCGGGCAGGUUGUGUUCCUGAAAUCCUCCGGGCGCCUCGCUUCUCGGGCUGCCCGCGUGGAGCUGGAGACGACUGCGCGCCCAGUCGCCGCCGCGGCCGCGGAGGACUGGCUGCAGGGAGCCAUCUGCUCGGAGCAGUUGCUGCUGCCGUCGCUCCUUUGUUACAGCAGAUACCUUACGGAGGCUGACCAUGUGGAGGCUGCCAUCCUUGAAGAAGACGAGGGUCUGGACAUAGAGGAGCCCAGCGGCCUGGGGCUGUUGGUGGGUGGCCCCGACCCUGACCUGCUCACCUGUGGACAGUGUCAGAUGAAUUUCCCCCUGGGGGACAUCCUGGUUUUUAUAGAGCACAAGAAGAAGCAGUGUGGUGGCAGCCUGGGCACCUGCUAUGACAAAGGCCUGGACAAGGGCAGCCCGCCGCCCUCCUCACGCUCCGAGCUCAGGAAAGUGUCCGAGCCGGUGGAGAUCGGGAUACAAGUGACCCCCGAUGAAGACGACCACCUGCUCUCGCCCACGAAAGGCAUUUGCCCCAAGCAGGAGAACAUGGCAGGGCCGUGCAGGCCUGCCCAGCUGCCCGCGAUGGCCCCCAUAGCUGCCUCCUCCUCCCACCCUCACACAUCCGUGAUCACCUCACCUCUGCGCGCCCUGGGCGCUCUGCCGCCCUGCUUCCCCCUGCCGUGCUGCAGCGCGCGCCCGGUCUCGGGUGACGGGACUCAGGGUGAGGGGCACACGGAGGCUCCUUUUGGAUGUCAGUGUCAGUUGUCAGGUAAAGAUGAGCCUUCCAGCUACAUUUGCACAACAUGCAAGCAGCCCUUCACCAGCGCGUGGUUCCUGCUGCAGCACGCGCAGAACACGCACGGCUUCCGCAUCUACCUGGAGCCCGGGCCCGCCAGCAGCUCCCUCACGCCGCGGCUCACCAUCCCGCCGCCGCUGGGGCCCGAGGCCGUGGCCCAGUCGCCGCUCAUGAAUUUCCUGGGCGACAGCAACCCCUUCAACCUGCUGCGCAUGACGGGCCCCAUCCUGCGGGACCACCCGGGCUUCGGCGAGGGCCGCCUGCCCGGCACGCCGCCGCUCUUCAGUCCGCCGCCGCGCCACCACCUGGACCCGCACCGCCUCAGUGCCGAGGAGAUGGGGCUCGUCGCCCAGCACCCCAGUGCCUUUGACCGAGUCAUGCGCCUGAACCCCAUGGCCAUCGACUCGCCCGCCAUGGACUUCUCGCGGCGGCUCCGCGAGUUGGCGGGCAACAGCUCCACGCCGCCGCCCGUGUCGCCGGGCCGCGGCAACCCUAUGCACCGGCUCCUGAACCCCUUCCAGCCCAGCCCCAAGUCCCCGUUCCUGAGCACGCCGCCGCUGCCGCCCAUGCCCCCCGGCGGCACGCCGCCGCCGCAGCCGCUCGCCAAGAGCAAGUCGUGCGAGUUCUGCGGCAAGACCUUCGAGGUCCAGAGCAAUCUCAUCGUGCACCGGCGCAGCCCCACGGGCGAGAAGCCCUACAAGUGCCCAUCUGUGCGACACGCGUGCUCGCAGGCGAGCAAGCUCCAGCGCCACAUGAACACGCCCUGCCUAAGUUCAGCUUCUCGACGGCCAGCUCCGAAAACAGUCUCUCGUCGCUUGUUUACCCGACACUCGUUCGAGAACCGACAGCUUAAGCUUCUUCACCCGACCGGGGACCUACUGGACGCGGACCUGUCGGGGGGGAACAGCACCGUCAAGUGGACGACAGCACGCCGCACCUGGGCCGGCCCCGGGCCCGGGCGGCCGAGCUCCAAGGAGGGCCGGCGCAGCGACACGUGCGAGUACUGCGGCAAGGUGUUCAAGAACUGCAGCAACCUGACGGUGCACCGGCGGAGCCACACCGGCGAGCGGCCUUACAAGUGCGAGCUGUGCAACUACGCGUGCGCGCAGAGCAGCAAGCUCACGCGCCACAUGAAGACGCACGGGCAGAUCGGCAAGGAGGUGUACCGCUGCGACAUCUGCCAGAUGCCCUUCAGCGUCUACAGCACCCUGGAGAAACACAUGAAAAAGUGGCACGGCGAGCACUUGCUGACUAACGACGUCAAAAUCGAGCAGGCCGAGAGGAGCUAAGCGCGUGCGCGGGCCGGGCCCCCCGCACCUGUACAGUGGAACCGUUGCCAAGCGACAGAAUGCUGACCUGACACUUGCCUCCGUGUCACCGCCACCGAGCACCCCCGCGUGUCCCUGGGGCCCGAGGGGGAGGCGGCUCUCCAACCUAACCUGUGUCUGCGAAGUCCUAUGGAAACCCGAGUCAAAAUUGUGGAGCCUUUUAACUGUGCAAUAAUUUCUGUAUUUAUUGGGUUUUGUAAUUUUUUUUUUUGGCAUGUGCAGGUACUUUUUAUUAUUAUUCUUUCUGUUUAAAUUCCUUUGAAAGAGUUUGUUGGGUAUCCAUCCCUUCUUCUUCUUCUUCUUUUUUUUUUUUGAAAAACCCAGUAGAAGCCUGAGCAAUGACUCGCAAGCAAUGUAGAGGGGAAGCAUAGCUUUUAAAUUAUAAUUUGGGAGGGAGGGCGCUGCUUUUUUGAAAUUUAAGCUAAGCAUGUGUAAUUUCUUGUGAAGAAGCCAACACUUAAAUGACUUUUAAAGUUGUUUACUUUUUUUACUCCUUUUUUUUUUUGGUCCUGAAAUAAAAAGUGGCAUGCAUUUUUUUUGGGGGGGGUGGGGGUGGGGUGGGGUGGAUGUACAGCGGAUAACAAUCUUAAAGUUGUAGCACUUUGUUUCAGAGUUGGAGUGGAGCUGUAGCACUGAUGAUGUCCUGAGAAAACAGGGGCCUUUUCUGCGUUGAUUUCAGCCUUUCCAUGAAUAACAGGGGUGAACUUGGAGUGGUGGGGGAGAGGCCCCCAAAACUCUGCACACUGCCAGAGACACAGGAGUUUUUGAGGGCUGCCCAGGGAAUGGCCCCAGAGGAUUCUAAAAUUGUGCAUUACCAGCAGACACUACCUCCUCCUUGAAAUGGAGGUGUACCCUGGGAUGCCGUCUUAGCCAUUUGCCAUAGAACAGGCUAACGUGGGCUGAGGGUACCAUUUUGGGGGUUGAUGGUGGUGGCCUGCAGUGACACAGCAAGGAAGAAAUCAGCCAGGUUCUUCCGGGCUUCUUCUGGCUUGCCAGCUUCUCUCUCUCUCUUGUUAUCACCCCCACCACGAAAAUCCCAAGUUCUACGAGUUGCUGCCCAUGAUAGUGAUGAUCGGUCAUUUCUCAAGCAGACAAGUGCCCUGAUGGUGACUGGAGGGAAGUUAGCAUUCUCAUUUCAUGCACACGUGACAUUCUAAGGCCCGGGGUGGGGGAGGGUGGGACUGUGCGAAUUUCUGUUCCCUUUCCUGGGAAAGCAGGGGCAGUUCCAUCCCAAGGUGCCCAGCGCUGCUUCCCUUUUUAUCAUUCCCAUGCGGUUGGAAGGUACUAAACCCACGAGAUUAGAUGUUUGAGUUCUGUUGACCCGCACUUUAAAGCUUUUUGUUUGCAUUUAAAUUAAAUGGCUUCUAAACAAGAAAUUGCAGCAUAUUCUUCUCUUUGGCCCAGAGGUGGGUUAAAUAAGGGACGACUGAGAUUGAGUGUCGGUGUUGCUAAGCGUGGCAUUCACAAUACUGGCACUAUAAAGAAUGACAUAAAAUAAUAACUUAUUGGACAGUUUCUCUACUGCCAUUCGAUCUGAUGUGAGUGCCUUGAAAACUGAUCUUCCUAUUUCAGUCUCUUGAGACAAAUGCAAAACUUUUUUUUUUUUUUUUGGAAACGAAAAGACUUUUUAAAAAAAACGUAAAACGAGAAAAGUACGUUCUUUAGACACAAACAAAGCCACACUUAACUUUCAAUACGAUUUUUAAAAAAUCCCGGUGGAAGAUAGAGGACAUGAAAAUGCCAUCAGACCCGAUCGAGUGAAGAAAUAAACCCAGCACAACCUUGGACAUACAAUUGUUAGCUGAAGGUCCUCAGCCCCCUUUUGUUUGUGGGACAACGCUGCUUAGAUGUGGAAAGUGAUUUACUGCUGAAUUAAAACUCAAGUGACACAAGUGACAAGUUGAUAUCGUUGAAUGAAAAACAAAACAAAAAAAACAAUUCAGGAACAAUGGCUAAUUUUUUUCCUAAAGGUAAAUUUAGUGCACUCUGUCUUAAAAAUACGUUUACAGUAUUGGAUACAUACAAGGGUAACAAAAAUUGUGUGUAUGUGUGUUGGAGAGAUCAUUCCCCCCCCCCCAAAAAAAAGUUUUGCUUAAUAGGUUAUAAAAGAUGCCACAGUGGCCGUGUGUAUAUUGUUUCUUUUGGUGAUGGGGUUUUAGUAUAUAUUAUAUAUAUUAAAAUUUCUUGAUUACUGUAAAAGUGGACCAGUAUUUGUAAUAAUCGAGAAUGCCUGGGCAUUUUACAAAACGAGAAAAAAAAACACACCUUUUUUUCUUUUCCUUGAAAAUGUUGCAGUAAAAUUUAAAUGGUGGGUCUAUAAAAUUUGUUCUUGUCACAGUAACUGUAAAGUCGGAGUUUUAGUAAAUUUUUUUCUGCCUUGGGUGUUGAAUUUUUAUUUCAAAAAAAUGUAUAGAAACUUGUAUUUGGGGAUUAAAAGGGGAUUGCUACACCAUGUAGAAAAAGUAUGUAGAAAAAAAGUGCUUAAUAUUGUUAUUGCUUUGCAGAAAAAAAAAAUCAUUCCUGACCUGUACUUAUUUUUCUCUUCCCACCUCCCUCUGGAAUGGAUAUAUUGGUCGGUUCAUAUGAUGUAGGCACUUGCUGUAUUUUUACUGGAGCUUGUAAUUUUUUAACUGUAAGCUUGUCCUUUUAAAGGGAUUUAAUGUACCUUUUUGUUAGUGAAUUUGGAAAUAAAAAGAAAAAAAACAAAAACAGGCUGCCAUAAUAUAUUUUUUUAAUUUGGCAGGAUAAAAUAUUGCAAAAAAAAAUUUGUAUGUUCAGUCCUAUUGUACAGGAGAAAAAGGGUUGUCUGACAACCUUGGAGGGAAAGAAGCAAAAGGAAGUCGCGAAAUGCUUUGGUUCACAAUCAUUUGAGUUGUGUGUGUUUUUGACGCAAUCGGCCCGUACAGAGAAGUGUUGGAGCCAGGCUUCCCUUGCACCCAGGCCCCCUGGCGCGGCCCCAGCAGACCCGAUGGGAAAUCCAUUAUUCCUGUUGCGUGGAGAAGUCAGCUUCUGUAAACAUUUCCCAGCGUCCUCCCUUUCUCUAAGAGGCCAUCUGUAAGGGGUCAGUGUAGAGAGAGCGAGUGAGCAUCUUCCAUCCCCAUGGUCCCUGCCCUGGCAGUCACCACCACCACUUCUCCCGCCCGCCCGCCCGGCAGAGCAGAAAGAAAUGCGAACUGUCCUUUCCUUAGUCCUUGACCAAACCUUAAACAGGAAGCGUCUGCAAAGGAGCUGGCCCAGCAGCGGCGCACAGGUGACCGACCUGCUGUUGAGACCAGCGAGCCCAGCGGGCUUUCAGGAGGGAGCCCCCUGGCAGCCAGGGCCUUUCACUCCACGGAGGGGCUUGGCCUGUCGCCCUUUCCUGCUCUGCUGCUUUUCUGUCCGAAAGCUGCAUCCCGUCCGUGUCCGAAUGCCUAGGGUCUGGGAUGGGCUCGGUGCCUUUCCAUCUCUCCCUCCCCAUGUGUCUUCUCCAUCCUCCACUGUUGGUCCUUUAUUUGUUUUCAUUUCCGUUUAAUUUAUUUUCUUUCUCCCUCUCUUCUCUUCUCUUCUCUUCUCUUCUCUUCUCUUCUCUUCUCUUCUCUUCUCUUCUCUUCUCUUCUCUUCUCUUCUCUUGUCUCUCUCUGUAAAGCCAAGUAGCUUUAAGAUGAUAAAGUGGUAGUUUUUUGGAUGAGGGAAUAAUACAUUAAAAAAUACCUAUAUCAGGAAGCCAUUUUUUUAUUUCAGGAACUGUAAGAAACCAUUAUUUCAGGUUAUGAAAGUAUAACCAAGCAUCCUUUGGGGCAACUCUUUACCAAAUGCAGAGAUGGGAGCUUCUCUGCUGAAAUUCUCUCUCCUCCUUGCUACUUACCUUUGCAACGGGGAGGAGAGGGGAAGGGAGUGGGGGGGAAAGCUGAGGUGUCAGUUUCCUACCUGCUUGACCCUGAGCCCCUUGGGCUGCCCUGGGAGCCUCCCAGGUGACCCUCCUGUAGUGAGAAACGUAGCCAGCUCUUCCCAGCUCACACCCAGUCACCAGAAGCCAGGACUAAGCCAUCCUAAAGCACAAAGAUUGUGUCUCUGUCCACCGACGGCAGAAAAAAAGAGCAUUUUGCUUCUUUCACGUUUCGAAAGCCAACACUGCAGCAGAUGACCAGGUGGGAGAGGCCCGGCCUGGGCGACCCAGCCGACCAGCCGCAGGCUGGUUUCCACACUGCCAGGACUUGGUUCCAAGUUGCCCCAAAUAGGAACCCGCCACUUGCCAUUAGAGGGUCUGUCGUGGGAGAGGGGGAGGCUGAACCGGAGGAGAGUGCGAGGAGGAAAGGAAGUCGGCCUUUCUUCCCAGCUCAGGGCGGCCAGGCGACGUUGUGUGGGGCCCAGGCGACCUCGUGAUUUUGGUGCUCUUUGUACCCCCUUCCCCCUCCCCUGCAAAGCCAAGUUCCAUUGAUUUCAGUUUGCAUUUGUAUUGGAGAGGCGAACUAUACAAUUUUUAUUACCUUUUCUAUCACCUAUUGUAUGAGCUUUUGUUGUUUACUUGGAGGUUCUGUCUUUUGCUACAAGUUUGAACUAUUUAUUGCUUGGUAUUGGUGCCCUGUUUAAGAAACGGGCACUUUUUUUUUUUAAUUAUGGAGAAAAUGUUGAGAUGACAGGAGGUCAUUUCAAUAUGGCUUAGUAAACUAUUUAUUGUUCCUUUUAUUCUCUGUACAAGAUUUUGGGCCUCUUUUCCCCCCUCAAUGUCACGAUGUUGAGUUCAGCAUGUGUCUGCCAUUUCAUUUGUACGCUUGUUCAAAAACCAAGUUUGUUCUGGUUUCAAGUUAUAAAAAUAAAUUGGACAUUUAACUUGA
Molecule: messenger RNA, 6938 nt
Organism: Myotis lucifugus (little brown bat)
Lineage: Eukaryota; Metazoa; Chordata; Mammalia; Chiroptera; Vespertilionidae
Gene: BCL11B
Product: B cell CLL/lymphoma 11B
Biological process (GO): positive regulation of transcription by RNA polymerase II
Cellular component (GO): nucleus
Molecular function (GO): RNA polymerase II cis-regulatory region sequence-specific DNA binding; DNA-binding transcription factor activity
Source: RefSeq, a predicted model, not a curated record